Messenger RNA from Marmota flaviventris (yellow-bellied marmot), 1656 nucleotides. It is a transcript of the gene Cysltr2, whose product is annotated as cysteinyl leukotriene receptor 2. Gene Ontology annotation, biological process: G protein-coupled receptor signaling pathway. Gene Ontology annotation, molecular function: leukotriene receptor activity. Gene Ontology annotation, cellular component: plasma membrane. The record is from RefSeq and is a predicted model, not a curated record. Lineage: Eukaryota; Metazoa; Chordata; Mammalia; Rodentia; Sciuridae.
GAAAGACAGAAGGCAAGGCACCGAGGGCAGAGACCUGCAGAGAUUUUGACUGGUUAUCUGGAUCUUCUAAGAAUGUGCACAUAAAAAGUGAAGGACUCUUGGCUGGGAGAGAAAACUCAUGUCCUGGCUUCUGUCCAGCUCCACAUCAGAAAUGGCAUCAAAUGAAACCCAGGACAUGGGGAACUGCACGACUGAAACCUUCAAGAGACAAUUUUACCCCAUCACCUACCUAAUCAUAUUUGUCUGGGGAUCCUUGGGAAAUGGCUUGUCCAUAUAUGUUUUCCUGCAGACUUAUAAGAAAUCCUCAUCUGUGAAUGUCUUCAUGCUCAACCUGGCCAUUUCCGAUCUCCUGUUCACAAGUACUCUGCCCUUCAGGGCUGACUACUAUUUCAGAGGCUCCAACUGGAUAUUUGGGGACCUGACCUGCAGAAUCAUGUCAUACUCCUUAUACGUCAACAUGUACACCAGCAUUUAUUUCCUGACUGUGCUCAGCGUUGUGCGUUUCCUGGCCACCGUUCACCCCUUCCGGCUUCUCCAUGUCACCAGCUUCAGGACGGCUUGGAUCCUCUGUGGGAUCAUAUGGCUCUUUAUCAUGAUUGCCUCAGGAAUGCUGCUGAAGAGAGGCUCCGAGCCAAAGGGCGAGCUCAUAUCAUGCUUGGAUCUGGAUCCAAAAAAAAUUAACAAUCUGCUGAUCAUGAACUACGUUGCCUUGGUGGUGGGCUUCCUGCUGCCGUUCUUCACACUCACCAUCUCUUAUCUGCUGAUCAUCCGAGUCCUGUCGAAGGUGAAGCUCUCGGAAUUGGGUCUGCGGGCUUCUCACAGGAAGGCUAUGAUCACCAUCAUCAUCACCUUGAUCAUCUUCCUCCUGUGUUUCCUGCCUUAUCACUCGCUGAGGACCCUCCACCUGGUCACCUGGGAUGAGAAGGUGUGCAGGGACGGGCUGCACAAAGCCGUGGUCAUCACAUUGGCCUUGGCGGCAGCCAACACCUGCUUCAAUCCUUUCCUCUAUUACUUUGCUGGGGAGAAUUUCAAGGAUAAAUUAAGGGCUGUGUUCAGAAAAGAACACCUACGGAGGGCAACGACAAAGUGCAGCUCUCCUGUUUGUGCGUGGCUGAAAACGGAAACGAGGGUGUAAGGUCCUUAGAUGAGGCUCCUUCACGUACCAUUGUGUCCACCUUCAUUCACUCAGCAUCCAGAUGACAUUGUCAUUACGUCACUCUUGACAAAUGUGAUGUCCAUGUCUUAUUAACCAUGACCUUUGUUAAUAAGACCUACUUAGGACAUUUCAUUGGGUGUAGUUUCAGUGGCUGAGUCUAAACGAUGUAGGAGGAGAAACCCCCUAGUAGAGUCUUAAAUGCUGAAAUCUCAGACUGGGGGGAAAAUGUCAAGCACAGUGGAGCCUGCUUUCCAUCAGAUUCUGUAUCCAGAUCUCUGGCCCAUCAGGCAUUCUACAUUCUUAAUUUUAAAACAUCUCUAACUUCCCCAGCAUAUCCAGCUCCCCAUCCCUAUAAAUCUUUGAGAUACAGCCCAUUACAAAUAUACCAGAGGCCCCAGAACAUCACAAGUGCAUCCCCAGAGAAGAAGUGCAUCCUAAAAUUCAGGCAGAGGCUGGGUAUGGUGGGGCAUGCCUGUAAUCCCAGUGGCUCCACAGGCUGA